Molecule: messenger RNA, 688 nt
Organism: Cladocopium goreaui
Lineage: Eukaryota; Dinophyceae; Suessiales; Symbiodiniaceae
Source: the annotation of a GenBank genome assembly
UCGCCUCUGCGAUGUCCGGAGCGGGUGCUUUGGAACAUGGUCUCACGAAGAGGGAUGCCUGCUGCUGAAACCAUUGGCGCAGACACGAUAGAUGUCGAAAAUCCGGAGGCAAAGGAAGGCUCUGAAGCUGACCGGGCGCCGCUGCGGGAUGGCGCUGGAGCCAAAGGAAACUGCAUCUGGAGGUGUUGCAGGUUCAUCUCCUUUCUGGAUGUAGUCGUGUUGGGCUUCGCUGGAACUGCUUGUGUCGCUGGCAUCGUGAGCUGUUGGUACAUCCACAAUUUUGCAGCGCUUGCCCUCCGAGGAUGCUCUCUUGCGCUUUGCGUCUUGCUAUGCAUUGAACAAGGGACUCGGAACACCACGUGCACUUGCAAGUGCUUGAGGCAGCUCUUCCCGGCCUUGGAGUACUGGGUGGGACGGGGCCUGGUGCAUCUCUUCAUCGGGCUGCAGAUGGAGGGCACCAACAGCGAGGGUAUGGACACCGCCACCCGCGAUCUGACGAACGUGGCCUCCAUGGCCGUCUCGGCGAUGGGGAUCUUCUUCAUCGCGGGGGCCUUCAUGUGCUUUGGGCCACUUGAGAGACGAGGGCAGCGGCUGGCUGUGCGGAAGGAGGAGGUGAUGAGGGAGCUUUCAGAGUUGGAGCGCAAGAGGAAAGCCUUGGAAAGCGAAGCUGGACUCUGAGAGGAAAAGC